This is a messenger RNA of Thermothielavioides terrestris NRRL 8126, 12532 nucleotides long. RefSeq lists its product as uncharacterized. Gene Ontology annotation, biological process: proteasome-mediated ubiquitin-dependent protein catabolic process; protein polyubiquitination; positive regulation of protein catabolic process. Gene Ontology annotation, molecular function: ubiquitin-protein transferase activity. Lineage: Eukaryota; Fungi; Ascomycota; Sordariomycetes; Sordariales; Chaetomiaceae. The transcript has 8 exons. Bases 132 to 12356 code for a protein of 4074 amino acids. The record is from RefSeq and is a predicted model, not a curated record.
GUUCCCGCGUGUCCUGCCCGACUGCAAAUUUGACCCUAGAGGCAAGGCUACCGUCCGCUCGCAGGACGUGUAGGUAGUGGAGGGGGAGUUUCUACUUCGUUCAGCCCUGGCGGCGCAGCCGCUUCGUCAAGAUGGGCAAAAUCACUAAGACGAUGCAGUCCCGCCACCGGGAGACCAUGUCUCCCUGGGUUAGGGACUAUGUACUCGCCGCAUCGUCGACGCCGUUGCCGCUCAUUCCCCAGAAACUCGAUGAGUUUCCUACGAGAUGGCCGUUCCCGCGUGGGGAUCUCUAUCACUGGAUCCCGCUGCUGAAUCGCUUCGACAGCAUUCUCGAGGCAUUCUGCGCCACGUACAAGCUAAAUGAGGGCUUCCAGAUGCGAGACUUUGCGUGCGAUCUGCUCCUGAAUCAGGGCGCGCCGGUCGAAUACGCCGAUGAAGAGCCUUGGAGCCGCGAGCGCCUGCUCCAGCUCGGAUACAAGGCAGAUGGGGAUUGCCAGCUCAUCGUGUCCGUCCUAAACUUCACCCGGGUUCUUUUGCAACACUGCGGCAACCGGAGCAUCUACGCAAGCAGCCAUCAUUUGAAUGAUUUGCUCGCCAGCACAUCUCUCAAGGUGGUUUAUGCUGCUCUGGAGGUCGGCCUGGAGCUCGCACAGCGCUAUCAGGCCUCGAUCAAGCGCGUGGGGACAGCGAACCGGCAGGUCAGCAGCGCCCUGCUUGCGAAUCAUUACAACAUCGACCUCGAUCGGGUGAACUUCCUCGCUCAACCGUUUGUGAAGACCCCAGUCACGCCGGGUCCUCGCUUCUCCGAUCUCCCUUCAGCGACACCCGUUUCGGCGAGCAAGGUGAAAGAGAAGCCAGCGACUGCCGGCCAUAGGAACGCGGCAUCCGUCUAUGCUAACGAUCUGACCUCGCUCGUCUCACCCGGCCCUGCCGACGAUGGACGCUGGGAUGGCUGGGGCGAUGUGAGGGUGGUGUAUUAUCCAAAGGUCGAGGUUGCCGGCUCCUCAACGGCAGAGCAGUCGCCGGCUGGGGACCGCGGCCUGUCGUCAGCUCCCACGACUCCCACUCCGCUUCGUCGCAGCUCUACCGGCGUAAUAAACACGCCACGCCCCAAUAGGCCCCCGGGGUCGGAAGACAGCCCGGCCAACCGGGGUCAUGGCGUGGGCAGUGACGACCACGCUCAUUCCGGCCCCAAGUCCGUCGAGGUGCGCCAGGCCACGGUGCAGUCGACGUCCGUCUACGAGCUUCUCAAACUCUGCCCGGCUGAUAUGCCCAAAUCUUCCCGGUACGAGUUUCUCAAUCGGUUGAGGAUAUCCAAGGCGCUUUUGGGUUCGCCAGAGGAUCGGCAGCUGGCGCUAGCCGUUCGCCUGCUGGCCAUCACCAACCUGGCCUACAUCCACCCGGAAGCGACGUUUGUCGAGAAGGUUUUGAAGCAGGACAACGACGAGCCUCGCAGGUACCAGCUCGUGUACCAGUUGGCCGAGUUGAUCCACCCCUCGGCCGACGGAGCCCCGGAGACGCCUCUGCGGUUACAAGCCAUUGCCCUCGCAGCUCUGGAGGCUAUUACCGUCAUGCAGAGCAAGUAUGCCGAAGUGAUUGCGGCUCUAAACGCCAAUGUCAACCACGGCAUCCUGCUGUACGUUGUCCGGAAGGCCGUGGCGAGCAUGCGAGAGGACCCAAUUGAGGAGGAUGAAGGAAAGGUAACCGACCUUGAUCAGUGGCGCACCGCUCUCUUCGCCUUGACACUCCAGAUGGCCAUGUCUACUCGCAUCGGGCAAGAAAUGUCAUCUGCCGGCCUCCUCGAGAUCCUGGUCCAGAUACUGAACAUCCGGUCGAAGACGGCGACGCGCAAUUACGGCGUGAUACUCGCCUUCCUCGACACCAUUGUCUACUCCUUCCAGGGCGCCUUCACCGUGUUAAGCAACGCCGGGGGGCUUGAUGCCAUCUCCAAUCUCAUCAUUGACACGGUGGCCCGUUCGAAGGAGCUCGCCUUGGCCGGAAAGGGCACGAAACCCGAGUUCCGCGCACAGUUGGUGGACUAUGAGAUCCCGUUCUACGAACAGCAGACCCUUAAGUGGCUUCUUAAGUUCAUCCACCACAUCAUGACCAAUGCCUUCUCGUUUGGCGCCAACACGGACCGGCUACUGCGGAACUUGGUGGACAACUCCUCGUUGCUGGCCAGCCUCCGCGUCAUUACCGAGGACAUGCGUGUCUUCGGCACCGUGGUGUGGACGAACGCCGCGACCCUCUUGAGCGAUUUCAUGAACAACGAUCCAACGAGCUUCGCAGCUAUUUCGGAGUCGGGCAUGAUCCAGAGUUUCCUCGAGACCCUGACCGGCAACCCUGUCACUCUGCCGAAACCUCCAGGGACACCGAAAGAGGAGGCCGAGGGCGACGAGGAGCCUGGCUCACCAGCUUACUCCGACGACUCGGUCAGCUUCGAGCGCGAUGAACGCCCACACCCUCCCACUCAAGAGAUGCUCGAGUCGCCGAGAGAACAUGUCGCGCGUGGAAUCCUUGCGUCCUACGAGGCCAUCAACGUCAUACCUUCCAUCUUGAACUCCAUAUCGCUGAACAACCUUGGCAUGAAGAUGAUCGUUUCUUCGCAUGCCAUCGAUAGCUACAUGGAAAUCUUUGAGAGUCCGGAGCACGUCCAACUUCUCUCGGACUCCGAGCUGGCCGUCCAAGUUGGCGGCAGUUUCGACGAGCUUGCCCGUCAUCAUCCCGCACUGCGGCCGGCGAUCUCCAACGCUGUCAUCGAUAUGGUUUCGAGGGUUCUGCACCUCGCAAAGACCAAGUCCGCCAAUGCAGGGUGGGGUGCGAAGCUCUUAGUUACCGACCCCAGCGGCAAAGCCGUGACCGCAGAUGACUCGUUGCUAGUCGGUGCGGGAACCGCGGCUGUCACAGCCAAAGGGAAAGGCAAAGAGACAGCUGAGGAUGCUGAUGUCGAGAUGGUGGAUGCGAGCGCGGUGUCUUCGGAGCGUCUUGAUGCGAACAGCGACAUGCAGUCUGGACUGGAGAGGCCCACAGGGGCGGCCCAUGAGAUCACGCCUUACAUUUCGGCAGUCUCUUCUUUCCUCCUUGCUAUUUUCAGCAACUCCAGUCUCAAGUCCCCCUUCAUUCGCGAAGGCGGUAUCGAGAUGCUCCUGCAACUCUCGGAAGCUUCCAGCCUGCCUGAAGAUUUCGACACUACCAACGCCUCGCACACGCUCUCGAAGCUCCUCGCCCAACUGAUCGAUGCGAGCCCGAUCCUUGGAUUCCCGUCCCUGCUCAACCGGAUUCAUGCCACUCUCGAUGAACUGGAGCCCCUUGUCGGCGGGGAGGGUGCCCAACCGUUUUUCGCUCCCUUCGUCGUCCCCAAUCUCUCCCUCCUGAAUGACAAGGGAGAGUGGGAUCAAAGCUUGAUUCGCAAAGUGGCCGGCGGCACCCGAGUUGUGAGAGCCCUGGUGAGGCUACAGUCCCUCAUCAGGACACUUCACCACAGCUUCCCCUACGCGUCCCGACAGCAAACGGUUACGAUGCCAGCAGUCCAUGUCUUCGACUAUUUCGUGACUCUGGUCAAGCGUCUGGGACCGCUGUUGCGAGGUGUCAGCACGGAAGACAUGGCCAUCGCCGCCCUGGUCCCGCAACACUGGACGGGGAGCAAGUCAGUUCUCCAGGAUGGUGCCGAAGCUCCAUCUCCGCCGGCGCUUCCCAGUGGUCCCGACGACGCUGGGGAGGGUGCCGCUGGUCACUCGCGGGAAGAUGGAACAGAGUCUUCUGCGCAGCCCAAAAAGCCGACGGAGGAAGAGCGGUCCACGACUCAGUUCCGGAACUACCUCGUUAUUCAUCGUCUGCUGCACUCGCUGUCCCCGAGUACGCUUCCAUUCUUCCAGACGAUUGCGAAGACGUUGUUACCGAGGCGAGGAGUUGAUUCCUACGUGAGAUCACGCCAUCUGGACAUUGCCGAGGCCUUGGCGGAGACCGUCCUCGCGCAAUUGCAAAUGUCGCAGGAGACGUUGGCGGUUAGAGACCUCCAUUACUGGAUUGUGAUGUUCCACACGUUGCACGAGAUGUUGGUGGAUUCGUCGCGCCCCAACGAGCGGUCCUACCUCCAGCUAAGCCUUCCUGUCUUGGUGGCGUUCAAGGAGCACGGUGGAAUCGAGCUGCUCAACACGAUGCUCCUCAAGUUCGCGGACGAGGUCUGCAAAGGGGCGCAUGAAGGUGAGGAUGCUCACAAGGCGCGGCUGGCCACAGCAGGGAUGAAGAAUAUCCUUGAGAUCUACCAUCUCAUCGUGAACGGCAAGAACGUUUGCGACUCGCUCGGCCAGACCAACUUGGUCCCUCGGACCGUUGACAGGAGCAGAGAUUUCGGGCAUCAGCUUGUUGUGGAGCUACGGUUGGCCGUCUUGCCGACCAUCCGUAAGCUCUGGGAAUCUGAGUUCGUCGAGAAGGCUCCGGUGACGGCGCUGAGCAGGGUUAUUGACAUCAUCAAGACGAUUGCGGCCGCCGACCAGGAGUCGAACGCAUGGCGCAAAUCGGACAAGACCUCCCCGCCACCUAUCUUCAAACAGCGCGAGCACGUUCGUUUCAACUGGAUAGCGCACGCGGACCAAGUCAAGAACCUGACACGCCUUGAUUACGACGAGGAGCUCGCUCGCGAGGCUGUCUACCGGGCCAAUGGAAGGCACGACGACUCGGCGGAAUAUUGUCGGGCUCACUCAAAAGGGUUGGCUGGUAACCGCAAUCCGAUCCCCGAGGAGGACGCCUACCGGCCCCCUCCGUCGCCAAAAUCGCAGGAGGCUGGGGAGCCGAAUGCGGCUGGUUCAUCCGCUGACUCUCUGGCGGCGGGCCCCAUGUCCCUGGACCCGGUGCCCGAAAUCAAUAACUUCAUUCAGGAGGCCAUCGACGAAGCUGUGCUUGGAGCACUUGGAGAUCACUCGUCCGACGAGUCCAACGACACGAGCCAUGACGGCUCCAGCCAACAUUCUGCUAACCAGGAGCCAAGUGCUGAGCCCUCGCUGCCAGCCCAUGCAGAGACCGCAUCCUCAAGCGCGGCUACGGAGUCCCCGGCAUUCCCACGGAUUACGAAGGAGGAUCUGGAUAAGGAGCGGGCGGAGCUGCAGACCGAUCUGAUUGACCGCUGCCUCGACGUUAUCAGGGCGCAUCCUGAUUUGGUGUUUGACAUCUCCGACCUAAUCCAUGCAACGAUCCUCAAGUCCGACAACGAAGAGAAGCGGGUUGAGGUCGGCGACAUCUUGGCAAAUGCUCUCAUGUCCUUUGCCAUGGAUGACGACGACGAGAAGCGAUCAAACAGUCGGGGCAUUGCGGCUUAUGCGCACCUGUUGUCCCUUCUCCUCCAGAACCGGCAAUUCUUCAAGUCCACGCUGCCCUCCCUGAAGGAAAACAUCAGCGAUUAUCUGAGUUUCCUGAAGGUUUCUCCGGCGAGCUCCAACGAGGAGCUCCCGUCAUGGAUCCCGUACAUCCUUCUGAUCUUCGAGAUCCUGUUGUCCGAUGACGAGCAGCCGGUCGAGGCAGUAUGGAAGGCGCCGGCCAAUGACGAUGAUCCUGUCGAGCAGCCAGUCUGGGUCGCCAAGGAGCUCAACUUGUCGGCCGAGGACCGCUCCAGCCUUCUCACCGCCAUCCUUGAGAUAUUGCCGAGAAUCGGAAAGGAGGAGUCACUUGCCGUCUCCGUCCUGCGUCUCCUUGUAAUCCUGACGCGCGACCACUCAAUGGCAAAGGUGGUCGGGGAGAAGCGCAACCUGCAACGGCUGUUUGUGAUGGCGAAGCAGUCUUGUGGCGGAGGUUCCUCGCGCCUCAACCAAUCCCACAUCGCAGACAACAUCAUGAUCGUUCUGCGUCACAUCGUGGAGGAUGAAGAGAUCAUCCGCCAGAUGAUGCAGACGGAAAUUCGGCAGUACUUGGCUUCGUCACGGAAUCCGCGGUCUUACGAGAUUCAGAGCUACCUGCGGCAACUUUCUCACGUGGCGCUCCGGGCACCGAAGCUCUUCGUUGAUGUCACGACGGAGCUGGUCAAGUUGUCUCGCUGGUCAUCCGCCAUCGAUCCAGCCGUUCGCAGCCACAGCCUCUCCCUCAAGGAUGUGCCGGCAGAGCAGUCUUCUCCGUCCAACGAGGGCGCCGAUGGAUCCGCGGUGCAGGGCGCAGAGGACGCCCCCGCUGAAGACGUCAAGCCGUCUACCGAAUCUGCAGACAAGGAGAAGGACAAGGAGAUGGCCGAUGCACCGAAGACCCCGUUUGAGCUCAAGCGGCCAGUUCUCGAAAACCCCGACGGGGUGGUGCACUUUCUCCUCUGCGAGCUGCUCAACUACAAGGAGGUGGACGACAAGGAGCCGCCGAGCCACGCGCUCAAGGAAGCAAAGGCGGAAGGGGGACCGUCUGCUUCGGGCGAGGAAGGGCCAUCGUCCGCAGCGGGUCAGCAACCGGCUGAUCAGAAGGACAAGGAAAAGAAGCCAUCCAAGCCGAUCUUCAAGGCAGAGGACCAUCCCAUUUUCGUCUACCGCUGCUUCCUCCUCAACUGCUUGGCGGAGCUUUUGCAGAACUUCAACCGCGCAAAAGUCGAGUUCAUCAACUUCAAGCGGAGCGCGCCAAUGCAGACGAGCACUCCCAUCAAGCCUCGUUCGAGCGUCCUCAACUAUCUUAUCAACGAUCUGCUCUGCCUGGGCCCCGCCGGUGCCCCGAUGGACUCGACCAUCAUAAAAAAGAAGGCUGCUACGUCGACUCACGCACAGGCGGUCCUUGUGGCCUUAGUCGCGCGAACGCCCGAGAAGCCGAUUGACCGCAACCGCAAUCAAUUCGAGUACGAUGACGACCCAGACCUGCUCUUCGUCAGACGGUUCGUCCUGGACACUCUGCUCCGCGCUUACAAAGAAGCCGCCACUCCCGGCGAACCAGUCGAAGUCCGCUACGGUAAGAUGAUGUGCGCGGCUGAACUGAUGAGCCUGAUGAUAGGCGAGAAGGAGAGAGACGCGCAGCAAAAAGAUACCCGCGUGGUUGACCCGGCCGUCGUCCGGUCUCAGAUGCAGCUCAAGCGACUCAUGUACGAGAAGGGCUACAUCGCUGCCUUGACCGCGUCCAUUGCCGACAUUGACCUCACAUUCCCGAACGUCAAGCGCACCAUCAAGUACAUCCUGCGUGUCCUUCGGGCCCUCACAAAAACCGCUUUUCUGCUGAGCCAGUCAGACGUGAUACCCGUCACGUCGACGGACCAGCCGGAAGACGACUUUGCUUCCACGUCAUCUCUCUCGGACAUGGACGACCGGGAGGAGACUCCUGACCUCUACCGCAACUCCACGCUCGGCAUACUCGAGCCGGGGCGUGAGGAAGAUUUCAGUGAUGAGUCUGAAGACGACGAGGAUGCCAUGUAUGACGACGAGCCCUAUGACGACGAACUCGAUUACGAGGAUGAAAUGUCCCAAGACGAGGAAGAAAACCCCAGUGACGAAGAUGAAGAAGAGCUCGAUGAGAUGGGCGAAAUCGAGGGUCUUCCUGGGGACCAGGGCGUCGUGGAAGUCAUCAUGGGCGAGAACGAUGACGAUGAUGACGAGGAUGAGGAGGAUGAGGAGAUGGACGAAGAUGACGACGAUGAACCAAGCGACAGCGAGGAUGACGAGGAAGACGAAGACGAAGACGAGAUGGGUUCCGAGGAUAUGGAGGAGGUUGAAGACCGUAUUGAGAUCGUCAAUGAGGAGGGCAAUCCAAUGGACGAUGAUGGGGCCUCUGGCUGGGAGAGCGAGACGGACGAAGAGAACGAAGAAGCUGGCGGGGAGGUCGACUUCGAGGGGGAAGCGCAAGACAUCCACGAAGCACUCAUGCAUGGCCACAACGCGGACCAGCUCGGCCCAAUCCCCGAUAUUCUUCGGAACGUCGUCGACGGUGACGAUCUUGAUGGCGAGGAUAUUCAUGACCUCGAUGACCACCACUACAUCGACGAUGGUGCUGACGACGAAGAUGAAGACGAGGACGAUGAAGGCGACGAGGAUGAGGCGUACUACGACCAAGACCACCUUCGUGACGACCACCUACCGCACAACAUGCCUUCAGGCCUCGGCUGGGAUGUCACGGUUGAACCCCAGCCCCGGUUCCGACACGGAGGUGCUCGGAGCCCUUUCCCUUCAGCUCCGUUCAUCAUUGGGGGACACCGCGAUCUCCGCGAUCCCUUGGGAAAUGAUUUCCGGAAUUUCAUCCGCCACGGCCACCCGCGGCCGCCUCCCAACCCGACUGAUGACGGUGUCAACCCCCUUCUGCUCUCCAACCGCCGUCCCGGACAGGAACACUCCUCGCGCGAGACGAGUCAACCUAUGAUCCGCCUCGGUUUACCUGGCGGGUUGAUGGGCCCUGGAAUGGAUGGUCCACUCGCCUUCAUCAAUGAGCUGAUGCAGAACAUGCCGUUUAACGCAAGAGGCAGCCCUGGCGUCCCUGCCUUCAGCUUCCAGUUGAGAGCACCGUCUGGAGAGGUCCGUCACCUGAACCUUCCGCUGGACAUGUCCCCACCGGCUCGGGACGUGCGUUGGGACACGCGCUGGGAACCGCGGCGUGAGGUCUAUCAGGAGCCACAGCAAGCCGUCAACUUCUCCCCGGAGUCUACUGCCGAGCGGUGGCAACAAGAAGCCAAGAUGAUCUUCGGGUUCAACCACAAUGAGAAAUCCAGGCUGCUCUCUACGGCAAUCCUCGGCAUGCUCACUCCCGCUGCUAUCCAGCGCGAGAAGGAAGCCAAGGCUCGCGAGGAGGCGGAGAAGCGCAAGCGCGAGGAGGAACGCAAGAAGCGCGAGGAAGAGGAGCGCAAAGAGCGAGAGGCCAAAGAGGCCGAGGAGCGAGCCGCGAGAGAGAAGAAGGAGGCCGAAGAGCGCGAGCGGCAAGAACGGGAGCGCGUCGAGGCCGAGGCCGAGGCGGCACGCGCAGCGGAGGAGGCAACUCCGGCUGCGGAGGCGACCGCUGCGGAACCCCAAGCGAUGGAGGGGGUGGAAUCGCAUGCGGAGGCCCCUGCGGAGGAACAGCAGCCGGCCGCUCGUGAGCGGGUUGUCACCACCAUUCGUGGCGAGACAGUCGACAUCACCGAGCUUGGUAUUGACCCCGAAUAUCUCGCCGCUCUCCCAGAGGAGUUCCGCGAAGAGGUCAUCGCUCAGACCGUGAGUGCCAGACGAUCCCAGGCUCGUGAGCAAGCCGCCAACGAGGGAGAGAACACGGAGGUCUUCCAAGAAUUCCUUGAGGCGCUACCGGCGGAACUACGGAUGGAGAUUGUGCAGCAGGAACGCCAAGAACGCCGUCGUCGGGAGCGCGAGGAGCAGCGUAGACAAGCCGCGGCCUCCGGACAGGCUCUUGGCCCGGCCGAGAUGGACCCGGCAAGCAUCCUGUUGACGUUCCCCCCUGCUCUGCGGGAGCAGGUUCUUUUGGAGCAAGGCGAGGACAUCAUGGAUCAGCUGCCCCCCGAUCUCGCGGCGGAGGCACGCGCACUUGCUCAACGGCAUAAUCUGCAGCAUCAUCGCGCGACGCCCGCCGCGGCCCGUUCCCGAGAUGCUGUUGCUCAUCGCCCCGAGCCGGCGGCGGAUUCAAAGCCGCAGCGGCGCACGAUCGUGCAGAUGCUGGACAAGGCCGGUGUUGCAACUCUACUCCGGCUUAUGUUCAUCACCCAGCAGAGCUCCAUCCGCAACUACCUGUUCGACGUCUUCGCGCACGUCUGCGAGAAUCGUCACAACCGCCUGGACGUCAUCUCAACCCUUCUCCAAAUUCUGCAGGAUGGCAGCACCGACAUGGAUGCCGUUGAGCGCAGCUUUAGCCAGCUGUCCCUGAAGGCGAAGCAGCCCAAGGACAACAAAGAGCCCAAGACUCCGCAGAGCCUCAAGCGAAGCUUGACGAACAUCAGCGCUGGUAGUCAGAUGACGGGCGUCUCCGAGGUCUCGCCUCUAUUGGUUGUCCAGCAGUGCCUCGACCUUCUGCAGGAGCUCGCAACGAAGAACCCCCACAUUCCGUCCCUGUUCCUGACGGAGCACGAAACGGUUGCCUCGUCGCUCAAGCGCAGCUCGAGUCGCAAGGGCAAGGGCAAAGACGUCAACGCCAAGGCGCAGAGGUUUGCCAUCAACUCGCUUCUGGCUCUCCUAGAUAGGAACCUUAUCAUGGAGAGCUCGUCCGUCAUGCAGCUCCUGGCAGAUCUGCUCAAUAAGGUCACCUAUCCACUGCAAGCCAUCGAACGCCGACGCAAGGAGGCGGAAGAGGAAGCCAAGAGAAAAGCAGAGGAAAAGGCGAAGGAGGCGGAGAAGGCUGGGGAGGCCGAAAAGGAGACGGAAAAUGCUGGUGCAGGUCCUGCCGAAACCUCAGAGAGCCAGCCUUCUGUGCCGCAGCCCACAGGGCCGACUGCCGGGACAUCAACCGAGGGGGCACAGGCAGCGACACAGGAGGGUGAGAAGCCCGAGGCCGAGGCUGAGAGCUCGACGGCCAAGGAGUCGCAGUCAGAGGAGAAAAAGACCCGGCAGCUCACGCCGCCCACGAUCCCAGAGCACAACUUGAAGCUCGUCAUCAACAUCUUCGUCGCGCGGGAAUGCAGCUCGAAGACCUUCCAGAACACCAUCUCGACAAUCAAGAAUCUCUCAAACAUCCCUGGUGCCAAGAAGGUCUUUGGCGAGGAGCUUGUGGCCCAAGCGAGAGCCUUGAGCGAGAACAUCGUCUCAGACCUCGAGGAUCUCCUUCCUCACAUCCUGCGGGCGGAGUCGGGCACCGAGAUCCAGGGGAUCGCGCUGGCCAAGUUCUCGCCUGGUGCGUCUGAGCAGAACAAACUGCUUCGAGUCCUGACUGCGCUGGACCACCUGUUCGACAGCAAGGCCAAGAAGUCCAACGCUGGCGAUGAAAGCAGCAAAGAGGACCUCCUCGGCUCGCUCUACUGGAACCCAACGUUUGGUACCAUGUGGGAGAAGCUGGGCGCGUGCCUGAGCGCGAUCCGACAGCGCGAGAACAUGCUCAACGUGGCAACGAUCCUCCUGCCGCUGAUCGAAUCUUUGAUGGUGGUGUGCAAGAACACGGCGCUGGACGAGGCGCCUCUUUCUCAAUCGAAGGAGAUGCUUCUGACCAGCCCGCCGCCGGAUAACCGCAUUGCCAGCUUGUUCUUCAGAUUCACAGAAGAACACCGGCGGAUCCUAAACGAGCUCGUCCGGCAGAACCCCAAGCUCAUGUCUGGGACCUUCUCUCUCCUUGUCAAGAACCCCAAGGUUCUCGAGUUCGACAACAAGCGCAACUACUUCAACCGUAGCGUGCAUGCGAAGACGGGACAGCAGAGGCAGCAGUACCCGUCGCUGCAGCUCUCAGUGCGUCGGGAGCACGUCUUCCACGACUCGUUCAAGUCGCUCUACUUCAAAUCCGGCCCGGAGAUGAAGUUUGGCAAGCUCAACAUCCGCUUCCACGGCGAGGAGGGUGUCGAUGCCGGCGGCGUCACGCGCGAGUGGUUCCAGGUGCUUGCGCGCCAGAUGUUUGACCCCAACUACGCGCUCUUCAUCCCCGUGUCGUCGGACCGCACGACAUUCCACCCAAACAAGCUCAGCGGCAUCAACGAUGAGCAUCUGAUGUUCUUCAAGUUCAUCGGACGCAUCAUCGGCAAGGCACUCUACGAGGGACGGCUUCUCGACUGCUACUUCAGCCGUGCCGUGUACAAGCGCAUUCUUGGCAAGCCCGUGUCGGUCAAGGACAUGGAGUCGUUCGAUCCAGACUACUACAAAUCGCUUGUCUGGAUGCUCGAGAACGACAUUACCGACAUCAUUACCGAGACCUUCUCGGUCGAGGACGACGAGUUUGGCGUGACGAAGGUGGUGGACCUCAUCGAGAACGGCCGCAACAUCCCGGUCACUGAGGAGAACAAGCACGAAUACGUGCGGCUGAUUGUGGAGCACAAGUUGCUCACAUCCGUGAAGGACCAGAUGGAGCACUUCCUGAAGGGCUUCCAUGACAUCAUCCCCGAGGACCUCAUUGCCAUCUUCACCGAGCAGGAGCUUGAGCUUCUGAUCUCGGGUCUGCCAGACAUCGAUGUAGAUGACUGGAAGAGCAACACCGAGUAUCAUAACUAUACUGCGGCGUCCCAGCAGAUCCAGUGGUUCUGGCGGGCGGUGCGCUCCUUCGACAAGGAGGAGCGGGCCAAACUCCUCCAGUUCGUCACGGGCACAUCCAAGGUGCCCCUGAACGGGUUCAAGGAACUGGAGGGUAUGAAUGGCAUCAACAGGUUCAACAUCCACCGCGACUAUGGCAACAAAGACCGGUUGCCCAGUUCGCACACGUGCUUCAACCAACUCGAUCUCCCCGAGUAUGAGAGCUACGAUAUCCUCCGCUCUCAGCUGCUCAAGGCCAUCACGGCGGGCAGCGACUACUUCGGCUUCGCCUAGACGCGGGACAUUGGGCUCCCAGGCUUGCGAAGUCAACUUAUUGAGAUGGGGCAACGUGACGACAGACGGGGAAGGGGGCAUAAACUGCGCACCCUGUCAAGGAGAGGAGAGAAGAAUCUUGGUUUGGUGAAUUGUGGUUCUGGUCGAUGGCAUUUGCAGGUUGGGAAGCAGCAAGG